GCCUCCAUUUUUCCCAAAAAAAAACAAAGUUGUAGUGUUAGAAAAUGGCUCCAGUGCCAAGUUUUCCUGUUAAAGUUGGUCACAUUGAUGAUGUUCAAGAACUGAAAAAGAUUAAACCAUCUUCUAUUCCUGAAAGAUUUGUAAGAGACAUGAUAGAAAGACCAAAACUUGCCACAGUUACUACUCCAUCUUCCUGUAAUCUUAACAUUCCUGUUGUUGAUUUGUCGAAAAUCUCGAAUAGCCAGGAUUUUCAUAAUGAAAUCAUGAAGCUUUCUACUUCUUGUGAAGAGUGGGGAUUCUUUCAGGUGAUUAACCAUGGGAUUGACUUGGACUUGCUUGAAAAGAUGGAGAAAAUAUCUAUGGAGUUCUUCAUGUUACCUUUAGAGGAGAAACAGAAAUAUCCAAUGGCUCCUGGAACAGUUCAAGGUUAUGGUCAAGCUUUUGUCUUCUCAGAAGAUCAAAAACUUGACUGGUGUAACAUGUUUGCUCUUGGUGUGGAACCUCAUUUCAUUAGGAACCCAAAACUCUGGCCAACUAAGCCACUUGAUUUCAGUGAAACGGUGGACAUAUACUCGAGAGAGAUAAGGAAACUAUGCAAGAAUUUGUUAAAGUACAUAGCAAUGAGUCUUGGAUUGAAUGAGGAUAUUUUUGAAGAAAUGUUUGGAGUAGCUGUACAAGCAGUGAGGAUGAACUACUAUCCAGCAUGUCCUAGACCAGAUCUUGUUUUGGGAUUAAGUCCCCACUCAGAUGGAAGUGCACUGACAGUGUUGCAACAGGGUAAAUGCAGCAGCUCAGUUGGCCUACAAAUACUUAAAGACAAUGUUUGGGUACCUGUCCAACCAAUUCCAAAUGCACUUGUUAUCAACAUUGGUGAUACCAUUGAGGUUCUAACCAAUGGGAGAUACAAAAGUGUGGAGCACAGAGCAGUGACACAUCAAGAAAAAGAUAGACUAUCUAUUGUGACAUUUUAUGCACCAAGUUAUGAAAUUGAGUUAGGACCAUUGGCAGAAUUGGUUGAUGAAAAUAACCCUUGCAAGUAUAAAAGGUACAAUCAUGGAGAGUACAGCAUGCACUAUGUAACAAACAAACUUCAAGGGAAAAAAACUCUAGAGUUUGCCAAAAUCUAUGACAACUAAUCCCUAUAGAGACACACUAUUAACUUAAGAUGUAGACUAUUGACAUAAUAAUAAUGUCUUUUGUAAAUUCAGUGGGCAGUUUGUGUACUGUUAAUAUGGAAAGUUCUCUUUGUAUAACCUAUACUUAUUGGAGUAUAACAUAAUGGAAGCAAAGUGGGGUCUUGUGUUUGAAAA
Molecule: messenger RNA, 1310 nt
Organism: Solanum verrucosum
Lineage: Eukaryota; Viridiplantae; Streptophyta; Magnoliopsida; Solanales; Solanaceae
Product: protein SRG1
Exons: 4
Coding region: 45-1136 (363 amino acids)
Source: RefSeq, a predicted model, not a curated record